AUGGAGGCGCCCCUGGUAAGCCUGGAGGAGGAGUUCGAGGAGGGGCCUGGGGACGAUGGGGGAACCCCGCAACGCACUGCGGACCCGGCGCUGGCCGAGCUGGAGAGCUUCUCGGCUGAGAUGAUGAGCUUCAAGUCGAUGGAGGACCUGGUGCAGGAAUUCGAUGAGAAGCUCACUGUCUGCUUCCGCAACUACGAUGCUGCCACCGAGGGUCUGGCCCCCGUGCGGGGGCAUCUCCAGGCGCAGGAGGAGGAGGAGCGCCUCCAGGAUGAGGAGGUCUGGGAUGCUCUCACCGAUGGCUUCGCCCCCCGGGGCUCCCCCCGGCCCUGGCUGCUCCCCGGGGCUGAAGCCCCCGACGGCACCGACCCCCAGCUCUGCGAGAAGGAGGAGGAGGAGGAGGAGCUCACUGAGAGGAGUGAGCAAGACUCGGGCAUCAACGAGGAGCCGCUGCUGACAGCUGAGCAGGUCAUCGAGGAGCUGGAGGAGCUGAUGCAGAGUUCGCCUGACCCUGAGGCUGACCCUGAGGGUGAUGAGGACGAGGAGGAGGAAGAGGAGGAAACAGAGGCCGAUGCUGAAGGCGAAGGUGGUGGUGGGGGCACGGAGCCCAUCCUUCUGCACGAGCUGCGUGCUUUCUCCCCUGCCUUCAACAACAACUGCUCCCACGAAGGUACGGCCAGCAAAAUCCGGUACCUGAACACGGUGAUUCCCUACGAGAAAAAGGGGUCGCCACCCUCCGUUGAGGACCUGCGGAUGCCCCCCAACGUCCUGUUUGCCAUGAAGGAGGGGAACGAGAAGGUGCCCACACUGCUCACAGACUACAUCCUCAAAGUGCUCUGCCCAACCUGAUGCGGCGCUGCCCUCGCGUCCCCCCCAC
Molecule: messenger RNA, 874 nt
Organism: Pygoscelis adeliae (Adelie penguin)
Lineage: Eukaryota; Metazoa; Chordata; Aves; Sphenisciformes; Spheniscidae
Gene: FEZ1
Product: fasciculation and elongation protein zeta 1 (zygin I)
Exons: 7
Coding region: 1-846 (281 amino acids)
Cellular component (GO): axon; cytoplasm
Source: RefSeq, a predicted model, not a curated record